CCCAGCCAUGCCCGGCCCGGCCCGCUUCUGGGAGCUCCGGGCGGCGCUGCUCUGCGCCUUGCUGUGCGCGCGAGGCUUGGUCCCCAGCCAGGCAGGGGAAUGUAAAGAUCUGGAGUCAUGUAAGCAGUGCACUGAAGGUUCUCCUUCCCAGAAUAUUACAAACUGCAUUUGGAAAUACUGUCAGGAGUCUCAUGAGAAGCCAGGUACGGGGAGCUGCGUAAAGAAUGGAGAAGCGUUGAAGGAGAAAUGUUCAUUUUUCAACACUACUGUCAGCUGUGAAGAACUAAAGCUAACUACCACAGCGCAUCCCCACCCAACGACAAAGGAGCCUCCGCAACCAUCUUCCAAGCAGCCUAAGAUUCCCACACAUGGUUCCACCACCGGCCCACCCAAAACUCUCCCACCCGAAUUCUACCCGCCUGGCUUCGACUCUGCCAGCUUCAUUGGAGGGAUCGUCCUGGUGCUCAGCAUCCAAGCCGUCGCCUUCUUUGUGGUGAAGUUCCUCCGGUCAAAGGACAACACUUAUCAGACACUAGACAUGGGAUAAUGCAGGUAGCAAAACAUUCUUUCCUUCUGAUGGAAGAAUUUAUCUUUGGAGACUCUCCUUAACUUGUUCUCUCUUGCUCUGGGUGAAGAAGUAUAUGGACAAUUUUGAACCAAACAGAGGUCAUCUUUUGAUGAAUUUGUGUACAUGUGUUAAAAACACACCAUCAUCUUAUUCUGCUGUCUUUAGAAAUUGUGGACCUUCCUUGCCCCAAAUCAAGAAUGUAGAGUGCGAACUGUUCAGAGAUGGCCUCUGUAUCCUAGUUGACCUGAAUGUAGGGUUCCUGACUUGAGGAGCACAGUCUACGAAGAAGCUGACAUUUUUGCUACCAAAAAUCAUGGAAAAGAGGUGAAUUGAUCAGUGAAUGGAGCAGCCACUGCCUGCUGCCCACCCUCCAAAGAGGAAAUGAAUAGAGAAAUGGGAAAUAAAUAAUA
Molecule: messenger RNA, 978 nt
Organism: Protobothrops mucrosquamatus (brown spotted pit viper)
Lineage: Eukaryota; Metazoa; Chordata; Lepidosauria; Squamata; Viperidae
Gene: CD164L2
Product: CD164 molecule like 2
Exons: 6
Coding region: 8-547 (179 amino acids)
Cellular component (GO): cytoplasmic vesicle
Source: RefSeq, a predicted model, not a curated record